GACUCUAGGGUGUGUUGUGGUGUUGUGUUAUUGAUUUUUUCGUGUGAAUUAUAAUUUACUGUCUUAUCGAGGCUCCGUCUAUCAGAGUGGAUUAAUUUCCAUCAUUUUCUUCCAAUGUGCUGAGUGUUUCGUGCUUCCUUACUUAUUGGAAUUAGUCUUCUCCUUCUCCUUUAGUUUUGUGCAAACAGAUGCAAGUUUGAUCUCAAACGCCAUAUUUUGUGUAGGUUGCUAUCCAGUUUAAUUAUUUGCAGUCCAUUCAGCUUGAGUUUGCAAGAUUUAUGAGUUAUCAGUGGUCUUGGACAAUACAUUCGAACCGAGGAAUCGUCUCUCUCUUUGCUCUCUCCAAGCUCAGUUUCAGCAUUCCAAAUUGAUGUCAACGAUUUAAGAGUGAGUCGGUGCCGGUGCCGGGCAGGACGGUGACGACAGAAAAAUGGCGAACCUCUCGCUCAGGAUCAGCAUCGUGGAGCGGAACGUCAUCAAGACGAUGCAGUUCGAUCCGCUCAUGAACGUCUUCGACGCCUGCCGUCUCAUCAGGGAAAAAUACCCUGAAGCCAACCUGGGUCAACCUCAAGAUUAUGGUCUAUUUUUAGCAGAUGAGGAUGACAAAAAGGGUGUCUGGCUCGAACCUGGUAGAAAUCUAGAGUAUUACAUCCUUCGAAACGGGGAUUUGCUAGAGUAUAGAAAGAAAAUGAGAACACUGAAAGUUCACAUGUUGGAUGGGACAGUAAAAACUAUGAUGGUAGAUGACAGUCAACCUGUAGUCAAUUUGAUGGUGGUUAUCUGCACAAAAAUAGGUAUUACAAACCAUGAUGAAUACAGUUUAGUCAGAGAAACUCCUGAAGAUGAAGUAGACCUUAGUAAACCGAAUUAUGGAACACUCACAUUGAAGCGGAAAAAAGAAGAAAAAGAAAAAGAUGCAAAAAUGAUACAACUUAGGAAGAAACUAAAAACCGAUGAUGAAAUCAAUUGGAUCAAUCCAGCGAAGACGUUGAGAGAACAAGGAAUAGAUGAAAAUGAACCAGUCCUUUUAAGGAGGAAGUUUUUCUUCUCAGAUGGCAACAUUGACACUCAUGAUCCUAUUCAAUUAAAUCUCCUUUAUGUACAGUGUCGGGAUGCCAUUCUAGAUGGGACUCACCCUGUUACUCAAGAUUUAGCAUGCCAGCUGGCUGGUAUUCAAGCUCAUAUCCAAUUUGGAAAUUACAAUGAAAUGAGGCAUAAACCACCAUUUUUAGAGUUGAAAGAAUUUUUACCCCAAUCAUAUAUCAAAGUCAAAGGUAUUGAGAAGAAAAUCUUUCAAGAGCAUGCAAAGCAUAUCGACAAAUCUGAACUAGAUGCCAAAGUUUUGUAUACAAAAACUGCUCGGUCUUUGCCAACGUAUGGUGUCACUUUCUUCUUAGUGAAGGAAAAAAUGCAAGGAAAGAACAAACUUGUACCACGAUUAUUUGGAGUUACCAAAGAUGCAGUUUUAAGGCUUGAUGAAAAGACGAAAGAAAUCCUAAAGGUUUGGCCACUGACUUCAGUGCGUCGUUGGGCCGCAUCACCCAACACAUUCACCCUUGAUUUCGGUGAUUAUUCUGACGGGUUUUAUUGCGUACAGACCAUUGAAGCCGAGCAAAUUCUUCAGUUGAUUGCUGGAUAUAUUGAUAUCCUUCUGAAAAAGAAAGCAGCCAAGGAUCACUUUGGAAUUGAAGGAGAUGAAGGCUCUACUAUGGUUGAAGAUAGCGUUUCACCUCUGAGAGCAACCAUACUGCAGCAUGAAAGUACAAAAGUGGGUAAAGUCAACACAGAAUCUGUUGCCAAACCUGCUGUCAUGCGAGCAGGAGCUGAUGGGGCACGACCGUAUGGAAUGGGGCAUGUUGGAACUGCCCAGUACACCACCAUUAGCGGGCAAAUCAAUAUUGCCCACACCCCACCUGCAACGGUUCAACAAAGUCAAGUCACUACUGUUCAAACGGGGCCACACAAAGCUCUUCUAUCUACGAUCACUGCCGGACAUGAGAUCAUUACCACUGUGGAGAAAGAACUUAUUUCUAAAGCUAUCAUUCCAGAAUUAGGAACUGACUCGGCUUCUCUAAAAUGGAAGGAAACAACUCUAGAUACGAACAAGCAGAAUGUCAGUCAUCAAAUAGCCGCGAUGAAUGCUGCAACCGCACAAGUUGUUUCUCUUACGUCAGGUGAAACUGACUACACGAGCAUAAACGCCGCUAUCACCAGUAUUACCAGUAAUUUGCCGGAGAUGAGUCGUGGUGUUCGUGUUUUAGCUGCUCUUGCCCCAGAAAAGCAAGGAGAUCAGCUCCUAGACGCAGCACGUCAACUUUGCACAGCUUUUAGUGACCUGCUCAAAGCUUGUGCAUCUCACCAGCCACGCCAAGCACAACUGCUAUCUGCUGCAAGUCGUGUUGGUGAAGCUUCUCAGCAAGUUCUCACGGUAGUCGGGGACGAGUCAAGUGUCUCGCGCGAACAACAAGAUACCCUCCUGGGUCUUGCUAAGGCUGUUGCCAAUACAACAGCUGCUCUUGUCUUGAAGGCCAAGUCUGUUGCUGCAACACUGCCAAACGAUCAUCAAUCGUCUGUAAUCGCUGCAGCAGCCCAGUGUGCCUUGGCUACCUCGCAGCUUGUCGCGUGCACAAAGGUGGUCGUGCCAACCCUAGAGAAUUCAGCUUGCCAAGAACAACUAACCAGCGCUGUGAAAGAAGUAACCAGAGCAGUGGAAACUUUGGUUUUGAUUUGCAACGAAUCCUGUAAUGAACCUCACCUCAUGGAAGACCUUAAAACAGCCGCAUCACAAGUCACUUACACGUUGGAACAACUUCUCAAUCAUAUCAAGCCUGUCAGCGAAGAAACUGUAGAAGAAACAAUCAUGAUCACCAGCGAAAGAUUAAUCCAGAGCACCGAUCCCAAUGAAAUGUUGAGGCAAGCCAAAUUGCUUGGUCAAGCUACAGCUCAUCUCAUCGAAUCAAUAAAGGGAGAAGCUGAGAAUGAGUAUGACAUUAACAGCGAUAAGCGAACCCGUUUGCUUGCAGCUGCCAAAGUUCUCGCCGAGGCAACUGCGCGCAUGGUUGAAGCCGCAAGAGCCUGUGCCUCAGCACCCUCAGAUGUAGCAGCACAGUCUAACCUUAAACAAGCAGUCGAAGAACUCAGAGUUGCAGCGGUUCCGUCUCUGCGCUCUCAAACCAAAAUCUCUAUAACGGAAACAAUGACGGAGCACAUGAAUGGUUCAUCUCCACCGCCGAAAGAAAUUGAUGACUCAAUCAUGUGGAUUGGCCAAGUUUCCGAAGUUCUGUAUUCAAACAAUCUUCCCAAAACAGACAAAACGUACACUCAACUCCAGCAAGAACUCCAUAGCACUGCCAUCAGUAUGAGCACAGCGACCAAUGAAGUCAUCUCAUCAGUCAACUCGCCAAAACAGUUGGCCUCUGCCUCAAAGCAAAUGGGUAGUGCGUUUAGUAACCUUGUUGAAGUUGGAAUGGAAAUAGUCGGGUCAACACCCGAGAAAGAGGUUAGGGAGCAAAUGCUGUCUUCACUCAAAACAGUAUCAGCAUCCUCUUCCCAGUUGCUCUCGACUGCCAAGACUGUCUCAGAAGACCCAGAUGCGUUUGAUGCCAAAAUGCAACUUACCAAUGCAGCCAGAGCUGUCACUGAAAGCAUCAACAAUCUAAUCGAUGUUUGCACUUCUGCAGCACCAGGCCAGAAAGAGUGCAACAACGCUGUACGAAACAUUCAAGCCAUGAAACCGUUACUCAACAACCCAGUUGAACCAAUCAACGAUUCGUCCUACUUCGAAUGCCUCGAUACGAUCAUGGAUAAGUCAAUGAGUUUAGGUGACGGCAUGUCAGGAAUAUUAAAGCAUGCAAAACGAUCGGAACAUGAUGAGUUUGGCACUGCAGUGCGAGCUGUAAGUGAUGCUGUUUGUGGAUUGACUGAAGCUGCCGUGCAAAGUGCGUAUUUGGUGGCCAUCAGCACACCAGGAAGUGUGGCUGGCGAACGGGGCUUGAUUGACCAAGCACAGCUUAGUCGUGCCUCUCAGGCUAUAUCCCAAGCUUGUCAAACGCUUUCCAACAGGCACACUUCACAGCAAGAAGUACUGUCUGCCGCUACUGUGAUCGCUAAACACACCAGUUCCUUAUGUAAUGCUUGCCGCGUGGCUUCUUCAAAAACAACAAAUCCGGCUGCUAAACGCCAAUUAGUUCAAUCAGCAAAAGAUGUCGCUAAUUCUACUGCCAAUCUUGUCAAAGAUAUCAAAGCCUUAGAUGUUGACUACAGUGACAGGAAUAGAGAAUCCUGCGCUGCAGCAACGAGACCACUACUGGAUGCUGUCAACUCACUCGUAUCUUUUGCAAGCUCUCCAGAAUUUGCAAGUCGCCCUGCUCACAUCAGUGAAGCUGCCUUCAGUGCCCAAGAACCUAUUCUCUCCGCUGGUGAGACAAUCAUUGAUGCCACCUCUGCAAUGAUUUUAGCUGCAAAAUCUCUAGUUAUCACACCAAAAGACCCACCAACGUGGCAGUUCCUCGCCAACCACAGCAAAAACGUUUCUGAUUCUGUUAAGAAAUUAGUCGCUUAUAUCAGGGAUAAAGCACCUGGUCAAAGGGAAUGUGAAGAUGGAAUCGAAAGAUGCAACGAACUAAUCCGAGAACUAGAUCAAGCCACUUUGUCUUCAGUGUCCCAUCAUCUGGCACCACCACCUGGAAGUUCUCUAGAGAAUUCUGCCGAAGAAACCGAAUACGCUAUCACCCAAAUUGUUGCUCACUUAGAACCACUACGCUCUGCUGCCAAAUCUCAAGCUGAAAAGUUAGGCCAUGAGGUUGAACAAAUAUUGAUUCAUUUGAAACCAUUGACAAACGGAGCCAUAGGAGUAGCUUCUCACCUGGUUCAUUCGAAACAGCAAGUUUCUCUCCUCGAUCAGACAAAAACUGUUGUUGAGUGUGUCAUUCAGUUAUUGUACUCCGCUAAGGAUGCCGGAGGCAAUCCUAAGGUGGUAAAUAAGCAUGAAGAAGUUGAUGAAUGCGUCACCAGCACGAAAGAAGCUUUGAGUGAUCUAACGGCAGCAUUGGAGCAGAACGCAGGUGUGGUAAGGGACAUGAUAGACUCAAUAACACAAUCGAUGCGGCGUAUUCCCGACUCUCACCAACCCAACUCUUACAUAUUAGACUCAACAGACUCCUAUGUAAACUACCACACACGAAUGGUCGCCUCUGCAAAAGACAUCGCCCGGUUAUCUCAAGAAAUUGCCACGCGUCCCGGUUACGAUUCCCACUUAUCUCAGCAGUUGACUCAGCGAUAUUCAGAACUCACAAAUGAUUGUGUAGGAAUUGUUGCAUGUACGACCAAUCCUGAUGUCAUGCCCAGGCUAUCCUCCGCAGUUCAUGAUCUGGGUACCUCAUGUAUCGCUACGCUGAAAGCCUCUUCGGCUGCGUCUAAUGACAGUUUUGCCAGGAGAGAGCUUACAACAGCUGCCAAAAAUGUCACUGACAAGGUUGCCCAAGUUCUGAGAGCCCUCCAAGCUGGAUCCAGAGGAACUCAAGCAUGUAUAAAUGCCGCUAAUACAGUCUCUGGUAUAAUCGGUGACCUAGAUGCUACCAUCAUGUUUGCUACAGCUGGUACCUUGCACGCUGAAAACGAUUCUGAUACUUUUGCCGAUCACAGAGAGUUGAUUUUGAAGACAGCUAGAGCUUUAGUUGAAGACACCAAGACGCUUGUAGCUGGGGCUGCGUCUUCACAAGAACAGUUAGCAGUAGCAGCGCAAAAUGCUGUAUCAACGAUAGUUCAAUUAGCUGAAGUAGUGAAGUUUGGAGCUGCAUCUCUUGGCUCCAACAACCCUGAAGCACAGGUAAUGCUGAUAAAUUCAGUGAAAGAUGUUGCUUCGGCUCUUGGAGAUUUAAUUCAUGCAACGAAAGCUGCCUCGGGUAAGAAUAUCGAAGACCCAUGCAUGAAAGCGCUCAAAGAAUCAGCGAAGGUCAUGGUCGUGAAUGUUACGUCAUUACUGAAAACUGUAAAAGCUGUUGAAGACGAACACGCCAGAGGCACUCGAGCAUUGGAAUCAACAAUUGAAGCUAUUGCACAAGAAAUUAGGGCUCUGAACUCAGUUGAUUUACACAAGUCUGUCGCCUCUCCUGAAGACCUUCUCCGCUCCACGAAACCUGUAACAAUGGCCACAGCAAAAGCAGUUGCUGCUGGCAAUAGUGGGAAACAAGAGGAUGUGAUCGUUGCUGCCAAUAUGGGAAGGAAGGCUAUCUCGGACAUGCUCACCAUUUGCAAGGGAUGCGCCAAUGCAGCCGAAACAGCAGAUUUAAAACGGCAAUGCUUGGAAACGGGUCAGAAUGUUGCGUUACAAUACCGUGAACUUCUUCAAAUGCUUCUGCACAGCUUAUCAAGGCCAGGCAAUUCUACAACUACCGCUAAACAAACCUUACCACCGAUCUCCAGGCGUAUUGCUCAAGGUGUCACCGAUCUUGUCACACUGUCAGAAACUCUUAAAGGAAGCGACUGGGUAAAUCCAGAAGAUCCAACUGUAAUCGCUGAAAAUGAGCUGUUUGGAGCCGCAGCUUCCAUCGAUGCUGCUGCACGUAAACUUGCCAGUCUAAGGCCGCGGAAAUCUGCCCACAGAGAAACUGACGAAUCCUUAAACUUUGAUGAAAUGAUCCUGGAAGCUGCAAAAUCCAUUGCAGCAGCUACAUCUGCGCUACUGAAGAGCGCAUCUGCUGCUCAACGAGAACUAUAUGAAAACGGAAGGGUAAGUCGAAGACCUUUGAGCAGCUCCGAUGAUGGACAAUGGUCAGAAGGUUUAGUAUCUGCAGCUCAACUCGUCGCUGCGGCCACUCAUAGUCUUGUUGAAGCUGCGAAUGCCCUUGUACAAGGUCUCAGCUCAGAAGAGAAACUUAUUUCGGCAGCAAAACAAGUAGCAUACUAUACUGCACAGUUACUCGUCGCAUGCAAAGUUAAGGCAGAUCCAGACAGUGACUCUACCAAACGAUUACAGGCUGCAGGUAACGCUGUAAAGCGAGCGACAGAUAACCUUGUCAAAGCGGCGCAGCAAGCAAUACAGCAUGAUGAAGAGCACAGUUUGGUCUUGAAUCAAAAAAUGGUGGGAGGAAUAGCGCAAGAAAUUAAUGCAAGGUCUGAAGUCCUGCGAAUUGAAAAGGAACUGGAUGAAGCCAGAGGGCGAUUGACAGCUAUUAAACAAGCAAAAUAUAAGAAAACGGGUGACAGCCCUGAGCUGAACUCUGAUUGUUAUGACUCUGGUUACUAAGCGUAGUGGCGGGUCACAUUGGACUAAUCUUGUCUCUGGAAAAUUCCUUUUUCCUGUCUUAUCACUGCAAAUAACAUAUCCAUUUCUAGGUAUUUUAAUUGUAAAUUUAAGGACUAAUAUUCAAGUACCUACUUCUUUAAACGAAUCAGUCAUACAGAGUUGUAUCACAGGUGAUGUAAAACCAAGUAUGCCAUUUCGUCUUGCGAUCUUUUACUCGCUAGAUCAAAAGAAAAAUCUUGUAGGUGCUAAAUGUAAUAUUUGUUUGAAUCCUUGUGGUCAUAUUUUGUUGUAAUUCUAUUUUUUAAAUUUUUACCCAUUGUCAUUAAUUUUAUUUUUCAAAUAAUUUAUUUUAUCAGAUGAGUCCAUUUUUGGAUAGUUGAUUAAUGUAUUUUGUAAUUACUAAUGGUAUGUUGAAUUUUAAUUUAACUUGUGUGAAUAUUGAACAGUUUGGAAUUAAUUCGAUGGAUCCUAAUUGAUUGUGACUUAAUCAAUGACACCUAGUUAAUUUAAUUGAUUUAGUUUGGAUUAUGUAAUUAACGACCACUUGUACCACUUGUAUUGUUUAAUUUUGUUAGAAAUUUCAAAGUAUUUAUUUUAGAUUUCGUAAAUAGUAUCAGUAUUGAUUUUUUUAUGCCUCUUGAUCUUCCGAAAAAGUCCCUCUCUGAACUAUGAGAACAGUCUUGAGAAGAGACUUGAUUUCGUCUUCCCUCAGGUAUCAUCUUACCUGGCACUGACAUUUCCUGCUGGAAAUUUUGCUGGACAAAAUUUUCGUUCGUAAGACAUAAGCAUGGAUGAAAUCCCUCCGUUCACUGACUCUAGACAAAUAAUUGCUUUUUUGUCCCCUUUCCCACCAUUGUACUUAAGCUUCUUUAUCUUAACUUUUAGUGUGAAUAAUGCAGUCGUCUUCCCAGAGAUUUCUACUGUGACAUGAACGGAUUCAUUUUCUGAGAAUUAAUUCUGAAUGUCCUUCCAAUCUUUUAAGAUUCUUCCUCUUUUUUUCUUAAGAACAUCCUACCCGUGUGGCAUUUAUGAUGGGUGAUUGAUUGUCAAAAAGGUUCACCAAAGAGCCUCAAAGCAGUUACUGGUUUUUUGAGAAACAGAAAUUAAAAUGAAAAAAUGAGUUUAAACUCAAAGCCAUACAACUGCCCGUCGCUGUAAUAAUAGUCAAAACUUUUUUAGUGCCAUAAUUUGGAAUCAAUCCUAAUGUAUUACACCUAGGUGUCCUGCCAUAUCUAUCAAAGAGGAGCAUGUAUUCAAUUUAGGUAUCCUUCCCCCUCCCCCCUCUCAAAUAUAAAAAAAUUAUAUUUAGUAGGAAUCAAUUUGUGUGCCCUUGAAUGUAUCGCUGCUUUCUCAUGGUUGUUGAGAAUGUAGAUUCUAUACCAAACUAACUGCACCAUCUCUGUACUUAUUUCAACAUACAAUCCUGAGUCACUGAAAAUGUAAGUCUUUAUUCACAAUAAUGACAAAAAGAGUUACAUUUGCUGAAAACAAACAAAAUUAAAUUACAUCCUCUGAACAACUUGCUCUCCCUAGUCUUAAUUUUAUGGGCAUUUAUUUUGUUAUGUGACGUAUCAAUGAAAAGAGGACAAUUUCUGAGUCUUACGCUUACCAAUAUAAAUUGACUGCAUCCCCACAGUUUGACAGCUUGCUCUAGCCUUUCCUUCUAUAUUAUUUGAAUCUGGUGCCUGACGUGCUCGAUAUAAUUUUCAGAAUAUAAAUUGUAAUUUUUAGUUUGCAUUUUAAUUUGUGCCUUCAAUGUUCACUCUUUAUUUUUUCUGCUCUCGGUGCUCGGAGCAGACUCAAAUGUGAAAGCCACAAUUGCCUACAAAUAUACAUUUUUUACUCUCUUAGUUUUUGUAGCUGUAUUCUUCAGUUGAAAGUAAUCCCCAAGUCAAUUAGUUAUGAAAUUAGCGAAUUCAAAUUUAGACUGCUUCUUUGAUGAUUAAUUAUGCGUUGCCAAAAGAUUCACCUUUUUCACCUUCAAAAUUUCAAUGAAUAUGUCCAUCUUUUUAUUGUACCAAUGAAAGAUAUUAGGGUCACUGUAGCCUAAGAAGAGUGUGAAGAAGAUGUGCGCUCACUUUAUUCAGUAUUUCUGUGGCUUGGUCUGAAAAGUAUUUGUUAUAUUAAUCAUGAAAUACAGGAGAGUUUCAAUAAACCAUGGUGAUUGAGACUGAAGUCAAGACAAAUAAGAAGAAAUUAUUGACGGUCUAGAACUACAGAUUAAAGUUUCGAAAAUGAAAAAAAUUGGAUCUCAAUGUCUCUCGGUAUCUGUUAAAUUAUAAAAGAGGAAGAAAAUACUCAAUCUAAAGAUCAAAGUUAAAUGUGAGAGGUAAAUUAAUUUAUUUUUGAAAAAAAUUUAUUUUUUAACUAUCUAUAGAAAUAUUUCAGAGAACAUGUAUGAGAAGAAAGGUCCCUUCUGGAAGCUGUAAAUGAUCCGAACAAAUACAUAAUGUAGACUGUAUUGAAGCCUGAAUCAUUCUUAUCAGAAGUAAGCCCUGCAUGUACUGAUUUUUGGUGCCAUGGUUUUUUCUUUUCCCAAAAAGGAAAAUAAUGUUUUUAUUUCCGUGGCUUUCAAGAAUGACAGAAUGAGUAAUUUUCAACCAUCUUUACAAUAUUUCAAACAACCUUGAGGCAAAUCAAGUGUGCCCAUCUUUUUGUCAUUCAUUGAUUGUGUGCCUGUUGUAAAAUGAGAAAUCAAAUUAACUGAAUAAUUAUACAAUACUUCAGGUUGAAUUACUUUUGAAGCCUUGUGUAGAAUUUUCUGUUAAUUUCUGUAAAAUUCACUUGUGUAAAAAAUAUUAAAUUACAUAACACCAAUAGAAUAA
This is a messenger RNA of Bemisia tabaci, 10071 nucleotides long. The record is from RefSeq and is a predicted model, not a curated record. Lineage: Eukaryota; Metazoa; Arthropoda; Insecta; Hemiptera; Aleyrodidae.